Messenger RNA from Salvelinus namaycush (lake trout), 1020 nucleotides. RefSeq names its product free fatty acid receptor 2-like. Gene Ontology annotation, cellular component: plasma membrane. The coding region runs from base 1 to 1020 and encodes 339 amino acids. Gene Ontology annotation, biological process: cellular response to fatty acid; G protein-coupled receptor signaling pathway. The record is from RefSeq and is a predicted model, not a curated record. The transcript has 2 exons. Gene Ontology annotation, molecular function: G protein-coupled receptor activity. NCBI's taxonomy places the organism in Eukaryota, Metazoa, Chordata, Actinopteri, Salmoniformes, Salmonidae.
AUGCUGUCUGGGGAUAGACACAGCCACAGCAGCCUGGUGCUGGUGGUCUACAUCAUCACCUUCCUGAUUGGCCUCCCUGCCAAUGUUGUGGCCUUCUACACCUUUGGAAAGAAGGUGAGGCAGAAAGCCAUGCCCAUCGACAUCCUGCUCCUCAACCUGACCAUCUCGGACCUCCUCUUCCUGCUCUUCCUGCCCUUCAAGAUGAAAGAGGCGGCGGACAACAAUAAAUGGAACAUGCCCGACUUCCUGUGUCCAUUGACCAGCUUCGUCUUCUACACCACCAUUUACAACAGCACCUUCUUUCUGACCGCCAUCAGCAUUGAACGCUACCUGGGGGUAGCCUAUCCCAUCAAGUACAAACUCAUAAGACGGUCUUUGUACGCCACGGUGGCUAGCGUCGCCUUCUGGGCGAUCUCCAUGGCGCACGUCAGUAUCGUCUACAUCAUUCAAUAUUUAGUCGAUUCCAAUGCCACCCAGAAAGGGAACAUGUGUUACACGAAUUUCACCCAGAUGCAGCUGCAGGUCCUGAUACCUGUCCGUCUGGAGCUCUUCCUGGUUCUAUUCUGUGUACCUUUCUUUAUCUGCUGCUUCUGCUACAUCAACUUCAUCCGAAUCCUCUCCCAGCUGCCCAGCAUCAACCCCAAGAAACGUCUGCGGGCCAUCGGCCUGUCUCUGGGGACCCUGCUGGUGUUCAUCGUCUGCUUUGCGCCCUACAACCUGUCACACUUAGUGGGCUUUGUUAACUGGGAGAGUCCCGAUUGGCGGGUGGCCGCACUCUUGUCCAGUACCAUCAACGCCAGCCUGGACCCCAUCAUCUUCUACUUCUCCUCGUCGGCCCUCAGGUGUACCUUCCACCUCUUCCUGAAGAACCUGUUGGAGAGUGUGCAGGGGUUGUGCUGCUGCAGUAAGGCUCUCUACUGCCCUGUGUUGUUCUGCACCAGAACUCAGAAGGACAGCACACCAAGCUCCAAUGACAACAUGUGCCAAACUCAUUCCACAGAGGGCCAAGGUUGUGACUGA